Drosophila willistoni is the source of this 3111-nucleotide messenger RNA. RefSeq lists its product as uncharacterized. The coding region runs from base 60 to 3047 and encodes 995 amino acids. The transcript has 3 exons. The record is from RefSeq and is a predicted model, not a curated record. NCBI's taxonomy places the organism in Eukaryota, Metazoa, Arthropoda, Insecta, Diptera, Drosophilidae.
UAUAUUUUAAAAUUUACAAUAACAAAAUAGAUUACGAAAAGUUUUUGUGACAAAAUGAGAUGUAUGAAGCGUGCAACACUCUUAGCGGAAUUCCAACAAGAAUCGUUUGCCUAGUGAUGUUGCUUUCCCUUUCGUUACCGAGUAACACAACAAAUGUGGCAAGUCAAAUGAGUUUAAGUCAAGAACGUAAAAUAACCCGCAAUGUGCCAUAUAAAGAGGCAGCUAGCUGGAAGAGAAUGACCCGAAGUGAAAGCAAAGUGGAUGUUCAGCGCUUAUAUGAUGCCUAUAGGCAACGGUUCAGAAAGGAAAGUGAUGAUCCUGAAGAGGACGAUAUAGGUGGAGAUUUGAAAGAAGUUUUGACCAAUGAAAAGGUUGAGGAUAUUAAUGAUAAAGCUGAUAUUAAGUCAAACAAGAAAGAAACCCAAUUGCACCUGAAGAGUCCUACCACAAUAAAGACUGAUGAGCUUUCGAAGAAGGAAGAGGAUUCUAAUAACAAUGUUGAGAUUGAAACUGAUCCUAAAUCUAUAAAGAAGAAAACUCCCCUGAAUAGGCCUCCGGGUAAUAAAGCUGAUAUGAAAAAUAAUCUUAAACCUAUAAAGAAGGAAAACCAAAUACCAUUGGCUAGAACUUCCACAGAAAGUAAAGUCACCAAUGAACGACCAAAGGCAAUGGAGGUAAGGAAAAAGCCAGAGGUAAAGAGUCCUGCUGUAAGUGGCAUGGUCACAAUGAAAUUGGAUGGGCCUCCUCUUAUGGGAAUUACCUCUUCGAAAGUUCUACCUCCUCAUGCUGGAUUCAAGCAACAACUUGAUGAUAGUGAUCGUCAAAUUUUGGAAUUAAAUCGCAUAUAUCAUGAGAUGAUGAGUGCAUUUCAAAAGACACUUUCCAUCUCCGCUGGAAAAUCAUCAAUGACCAAGCCCGUACACCUAAGUCCGAUCACACAAUUAGUAAAUAUUUUCAAACGCUUAUCACACACAGAUCUGGUGGGUGAAAUAGCCAAGAAGAUCAAUGAUGAAAUGGAGCUAGAGAUAAACCAACCAAUUCUGGAGAAUACACAAGAUGUUAGUCUGGUGGCAGCGGACAAUUCCUUGAUGAGUCAGUGUGAAAUAAAAGAUACCGAUGACAUUAAUGAACUAUUCGAUCGCAUGGAUCCAAGAAGGGCUUCUUCGGUAUUCAAACGAGUGGCCAAUGAAAUGAAGGCGGUUCGUCCACUCAUCAAGUCUGGAGGUCUUUACGAUGAGUACAAGAAGCGUCUGUUUAAAAUUCUCAAAGAGCAAAAAUAUCCGCGUCGGUCUAUAACUAGUGAUCCGAUCGAAAGUGAAUCUAGUCAAAAAUUAAUUAAGAAAACUACGGAAACUCGGUUACGUGAAGGGGCGGAAAUGCCCACCAAAUCAUCGGUCAAGAACAAUAAUUAUCUCAAGGCACUGGAAACCUAUAUCAAAACUAAUAAGGAAAGUCAACUUAAUGGUGGCAUUAAACCUUACUAUUUGCCCAAUUCAAAGAAUCGACAAUUGGUUUGGAAUGAGGUUCCCUUGCUGAAGCCAAAAGAAGGCGAAUCCCCAAAGAAAUCAGAUCAAAAAUCUGCGGGUCUAAAGGAGGAUCAUAAAAAACCAAUCACAAACAAUAUUUAUUCCGGCAUUGAGCCCCAACAAAUUGAGAGCGGCAUAAAAGCCUUGAAGCAUUCUUCUCUUUUUAGCCUCUUGGAUGAGUAUGAAAAACAAAUUAAUGAUAUUAAUCAGGCUCUGCAGGCAAAGCAACGUUGGUGGAAGGAAGCCUUGCCUAAAGAUAACCCCAAUAGUGGCAAUGCCCAAGGAUUUGUACCCUCCAAAGAUGACCAGCUGACCAGCUGCUUACAGGAGAGUCCCGAAAGGGCUUUUGUAAGUUCAAACACUUUUCCAGGAGUUCUCUUAGAUUUGCCUGCUGGCAUGAACUCUCAGCAGCCGAUUGGAGGUAAUGUCAUUGAUAAUUUGGCCAGUCAAAUGAAACUGUCACCUUUGGAGUUGGCCCAACGAAUAGCCACGGCAGCAAGUUCCGCAACGGGUCAGAGCAUGCAGGGGAUUGGGAUGGUGAUGCCUUCAACACCGCCGCCUCCUCAGGCAGCUACUGUGGCAAGCCAGAUAAACGUAAACCAAAUGGCAAAUGCUACCAAGGCCACCACAGAGAACCAAGGUCAGACGCCCAAUCUGGCUCCCAUAUUAGACAAGAUUCUUCAACGUUUGGAAACUAUGAAGGAUAUGAAAUUAAAUCAGGCUGAAGAAUCAAAUGCAAAUCCAUUGCCCUGCUGUUUUGCUGAACCCUCCGAUGGUACUCCUUGUGAUUUGAAUGGAUCUUGGGAGUCCUUGCUGUUGGGUAUACGCAUCAAUAUCAGAGGAACCACAAAGGGAAGCGGAAGCGGAAGCGAAGAUGAAGUGACGAAACCCACGUGCGCCCAACCCAAGAGGAAAUCAUCUGCAAGCCUCUCUAGCCUUCAUCGUCAAUGGCGACAAUGCGUCAAGAUCAAUAGUACACAAAUCAAAGCACUUACUCCCGGUCUAGCACCCACUUUUCAGUGGUUGAACAUUACCAUUCAGGAGACAACACCGCCAAAGCAGCAUGAACUUAUUGAUAACAUUACGGAGUGGACCUUUUCGGGUUACACCCUGAAUAUAUUGGGCGGACCCAUCAGUUUGUCCUGCCGACGCACCGAUUCCAAUUUGAUUGGAACAUUUGUCGGCUAUUGCCGUACUUGCGGCUGUGUGGACACGGUCUUUGGCUCAUGGACUUUUUGUCAGCCUUCGCGUGACUGUCAGGACAUUACCACAUCCAUUUUCGAUAGACGGGACAUGCUCAGACGCUAUAGCAUGGAGGACAAGAGGACGAGUCGUUUUAAGGAGCAAUUAUAUUUGCGUAGCAAAUUUGCCCAAAUGGAAAAGAAUCGUCAGCAAGCCAAACAAAUUGCCUUUGAUAAGGUUCAAGCCUUUCCGCCCCCCCAGAAUGAGAACAUACAUUCCCAGCCAGGACCUGUCCAGGAUCCGCAUCAAACUCGACCAAUUUUCCAAUCAUUAUACUAGUUAAAUUCCUUUUUUUUUAUAUAUUUUUUGUGUGUUUAUUUUGAUAAACUUAUUCCGUCAAAGA